Molecule: messenger RNA, 4146 nt
Organism: Chroicocephalus ridibundus (black-headed gull)
Lineage: Eukaryota; Metazoa; Chordata; Aves; Charadriiformes; Laridae
Gene: SCPEP1
Product: serine carboxypeptidase 1
Exons: 13
Coding region: 87-1412 (441 amino acids)
Biological process (GO): proteolysis
Molecular function (GO): serine-type carboxypeptidase activity
Source: RefSeq, a predicted model, not a curated record
GCUGGGCCCCGCCCCCUGAGGGCGAGGCGGGGCCGGUCCCCGCUGCACGUGACAGCGCUGCGGCGGGCACCGCGAGCUGCUGUGGGAUGGCGACGGGGCUCUCGCUGCUGCUGCUGCUGCUGGUGGCGCUGGCGGCAGGUGCAGUUCUGAGGCAAUCCCGAGAGCCCAAAGAGCUGUGGGGAUAUGUGGAAGUUCGAAGUAAAGCGCACAUGUUCUGGUGGCUCUACUAUGCAAAUAACCCAACCAAAGACUUCACAGAAUUACCUCUCAUCUUGUGGCUUCAGGGAGGUCCAGGAUCUUCAGGCUGUGGAUUUGGGAACUUUGAAGAGAUUGGCCCAUUAGACAAAGAAAUGAAACCAAGAAAUACAACCUGGGUGCAGGCAGCCAGUGUCUUGUUUGUGGAUAAUCCUGUGGGCACUGGAUUCAGUUACGUGGAUGAUUGUAGCUUGUUUGCCAGAAACCUUACCACAGUAGUUUCUGAUAUGAUGGUUUUCCUUGGAGAAUUCUUCACGUGUAGAACAGAAUUCCAGAACAUCCCAUUCUACAUAUUUUCUGAGUCUUAUGGAGGUAAAAUGGCUGCUGGCAUUGCUUUAGAGCUGCAUGAGGCUGUUCAAAAAGGGACCAUAAAGUGCAAUUUUAUGGGGACUGCUCUUGGAGACUCAUGGAUUUCUCCUUUGGACUCUGUGCUGUCUUGGGGACCCUAUCUUUACAGCACUUCUCUCCUUGAUGAUAAUGGUCUAGCAGAGGUGACUGCUGUUGCUAAAGAAAUAAUGGAUGCAAUAAAUAAAAAUCAAUAUGGGCUGGCCACUGAGCUGUGGGGCGAGGCUGAAGGUGUCAUUGAAGAGAACACAGACAAUGUGAACUUUUAUAACAUCAUGACUAAGGACGUUCCAGAGAUGAAAUCAAAUGAACAAGAAAAUCUCCAUCUCCUAGGACUUUACCAGCGCCAUGUCAAAUAUAUGCAUAAGGAGAGCCUAAAUGAAUUGAUGAACGGACCCAUCAGAAAGAAGCUAAAAAUUAUUCCUGACUGUGUGAAAUGGGGAGGUCAGUCCAGAGAUGUCUUUGAGAACAUGGCUGAGGACUUCAUGAAACCUGUCAUUGAUAUUGUUGAUCAGCUUUUGGCAGCCAAUGUCAAUGUUACGGUCUACAACGGGCAGCUGGAUCUCAUUGUUGACACCAUGGGCCAGGAGGCAUGGAUCCGGAAACUGAAAUGGCCUAAUUUGGACCAGUUCAACCAGCAAAGGUGGAAGGCACUGUAUGUGUCUCCCGAAUCCACUGAGACAGCUGCUUUCCACAAGGCCUAUAAGAACUUUGCUUUCUUCUGGAUUCUUAAGGCUGGGCACAUGGUACCGUCUGAUCAAGGAGAGAUGGCACUGAAAAUGGUCAGGAUGGUGACCCAACAGCAGCACUAGGGAAGGGGAGGCCAGCUGGCGUGGCUUCUGUCGAAUGUCAAUGCUCUUGCAGAAUAUGAGUCCAGAAUAAUAAGCUGCAGGAGGAACAACGGCUAUUUGGACACAAAGCCUCUCUAAUAUUGCUGAGAAUGUGCGUAAGCACUUAUGGAAAGGCAUUUUUUUUUUCCUUGAAUGAGUUGUUGCUUUUGAAUUUGUAAGCUGUGAUUUGCUGCCUUAACAGUGUUUAUAAUGAUUCUUCCAGAGGGAAGUCGACUGUCAUAAACAACUAGCUCUGAGCCAUUGCCUUUGACUUAGAAAGAUUUUGUGCUCUUGUAAAAAGCUGCCCUCCCCUGAAUUUUCUCUUCUCUGUUCACACACCAAGACUAAAACUGAUUUGAGUCCUGAUAAACUUGCUCUUGGUUCCUCUCAAAGAGCUAACCUGUUUCAUGAGGCUGUGGAAUGUCCCUUCACUUGUCCUCAGGCCUCUGCUUGAGUCACUUGGCCGGAUUACAAGCUGAAGACCCGGAGAUGCCAGGAUAGAAGACCUGCCCUGGAGGAUUUACAGUCCAUCUCAUCUUGCUGAGGUGCCUGAGUUAGGAUCCAAGAUUCUUCAGGCUUCCUGUGCUGUGGAGAGAGAAAACACCCUCCCAGGGGAGGAUUUGACCUAUUUCAUCUGACCAUUUGUUUCUUGUUUUCAUUCUCUUUCAUGACCGUUACCUAAACUUUGCCUUUAGCCAAACACCUAAAGAACAUCCAGCAAGUGUGCUGAAGCAGGAGCCCUGUUAAUACCUUCUUCUUGUACAGAAGAGAGUCCUAAUGGCCCAGAAGCCUCUUACAACCUUCUGAGCUUAGCCUGGAGAGUGGAGAGUAUUAUUUGAGUAAUAAUAGCGUAAUUCUGAAAGAUAAUAACAGUAUUUAAAAGAAAGAUAUACAAGCUAAAACCAGUAUCUUGAUACAUAUUUUUCUAGGGCUUUUUUUAAGUCUUUCAGAGACCUAUGAUUUUGAAACAACUUUUUUUAUAUAGUACACAGUCAGGAGAGGUGGUUAGACAUCAUUUGACUUUGGUUUUGGAGCACAAAGUGACCGUUGUUUAUUGGUGUCUGAUAGGAGGCACAACAGCUUGAUCCAGCUGCCAGAAUCCUAAAUAAAUAGCAACCCCUCAAUUACUCCAGCAACAGAAACUGUCAUGAAAUAUCUGAUAGUGUUGGCUUAGAAAGGACUGAGGCAUAAUGCUAUGUAAACACAUAAGCAAUCACCCAGCAGCUGGACUACUGGCACCUAAUAAUUGCUUUCCUUCUGCAUGUUCUCUGCUUGAACUGUGUUCUUGAGAACUCUAGCAAUGCAAAUCCAAAUUUUUUUAAACACAUUUUUCAAUAAAUGCAAUAGGCCUAAUCUUCCUCUCUCUUGGGCACCACAUUGAUUUCACUGCUUGAAAAUCGCAUGUUUCCUGGUUUGCUUUUUGAUGUAAAGCCCCUGCCAAUGGGAGCAGAUGCAGUCAGGCUUGAGAGGGAAGGGUGCAGGACUGUGCUCUCCCCUCUCCUGUGUAUUUGGGACUGCAGCCCCUCUGGUCCUUUCCACUAAACGCACUCCUUCAGAGCAUGUCGGGCAACUCAGAAUAGCUAGGCAGGAUUAAACCAGCAAUUGUUUCUGUUCUCUUUCUGUUUGAACGUUAGACCAAGAAGAAUAAGAGGAGGGUCCUAGAGGUGUGUAAAUCUGCAUUCUUGGAAUAUUUUAAUAUAACUUGCCAAGCAAACAAGUAUGUCUGAGCCUGGGCAGUUUGAGUUGGCCUGUAGUCCUGCAUCCUGUUAUAUACAAUACUUUGCAUUGUGCCUAAACAAUUAAUACUGUAGGGCUUGAUAGAGGGAAAGAAUUGAGAAGAUGGUAUCUCCAGAAAGUGGCGUUUACUGCUGUUCUUACGCUGCUUUAUGAAAUGGGACAUUUAUUCAUGUUGCCUAGAGCUUGUGCUCAGUGAUAGGCCCAAGACAUCUGUUCCUUGUCCUGCCUUGUUUCAGCUUCUGCAGGUUUUUCUGUUGGCAAAGAGACGGCUUACGAGGAAAAGAGAUGGUUUCAAGAACCUGUUGGUAAUAAUUUGCUGGUUUUAGGGGCUAUGCCAAAUCUAAACUUGUUAGAAUAAAAAUACUUGCCCAUGGAGACAGGCUCUUAAAUAACGUCCAUUUAAAUGCAAACAACAAAAAAAGCAGCACUUCUUUAAUAUCAGGGAAAUCCCUUUUAUUUCACGAAAAGCUUUGUAACUGGUGUGUCACAGCUUUAGAUCAUCACAAAGGUAGGUCACCUGUCCAGCAGAUGCUGUAAGAAAUUGGUUGCUUUGAAAGGAGUUCAAGUCCUGCUGUGUAUCUGACUAGCAAUGACAUACUUUGUCCAUUUUGAUUUCAUGCAGUAUGUUAUUUCCAGAUAAGGGCUGUCACUUGCCAAAUCCAUUAGGAUGAAUCGUUCUAAAUAUUAAUAAGACUUUUUACAGAUGCUGGCCUAGUCAAAAGAAAACAGCCCAAUGUUUGUAUUUCAUCUUCUGCAGCUGCAGGCUUUGAUCGCAUACAUAGCCUGAGAGCCACAGACUUAUUUUGCUCACCAUCAAUUGAGGAUAAUUUUCACAGAAACAAAUCCAACUGUGUUAAAAAUCAGUAAUUUGUCACUGCCUCUUCAGCAUGAACAAUUUUGACUUUCUGUAACUCUCACCUUUUCUAAGCCAGACAAAGAAACCUAUAAAUUAUCCACUAUGUAAUAAAUGGGUGUCUCU